AAGAACAAGGAGAGUGACAACAGUUGCAACAUGGACUUUGGCUUGAAGUUGAGCUGCCUCCUUUUAUGGCUAACUUGCAGCAGUGGCAGUGGCAACAGUCGAGUCAACGCACAGCCAUCAUUAACCGAGAAAAUACCGUUAGGUGCCAUCUUCGAGCAGGGCACGGAUGAGGUUCAAUCAGCCUUCAAGUAUGCAAUGCUCAAUCACAAUCUGAACGUAUCCUCGCGACGCUUUGAACUGCAGGCUUAUGUGGAUGUCAUCAACACGGCGGAUGCAUUUAAAUUGUCACGUUUAAUUUGCAAUCAAUUCUCGCGUGGGGUUUACUCAAUGCUCGGCGCCGUAUCGCCCGACUCCUUCGAUACACUGCACUCCUACUCGAAUACGUUUCAGAUGCCCUUUGUGACGCCCUGGUUUCCGGAGAAGGUGCUUACGCCAUCGUCUGGUUUCCUCGACUUUGCCCUCAGCAUGCGCCCGGAUUAUCAUCAGGCCAUCAUUGAUACAAUACAAUUUUAUGGCUGGCGCAAAAUAAUUUAUCUCUACGAUUCCCACGAUGGAUUGCUGCGUCUGCAACAAAUCUACCAGGGUUUGAAGCCUGGCAACGAGUCCUUUCAAGUGGAGCUGGUUAAGCGCAUCUCGAAUGUCAGCAUGGCCAUCGAGUUCCUGCACACUCUGGAGCAAAUUGGGCGAUUCACCAAGAAGCACAUUGUCCUGGACUGUCCCACGGAAAUGGCCAAGCAAAUACUGAUACAACAUGUGCGGGAUUUACGUUUGGGUCGUCGCACCUAUCACUAUCUGCUGAGUGGUCUGGUCAUGGACGAUCGCUGGGAAAGUGAGAUAAUCGAAUUUGGCGCCAUUAACAUCACCGGAUUUCGCAUUGUGGAUACGAACAGGCGUCUGGUUCGCGAGUUCUAUGAUAGCUGGAAACGAUUGGAUCCGCAGAUGAGUGUCGGUGCUGGCCGUGAAUCGAUUUCGGCUCAGGCUGCUCUCAUGUACGAUGCGGUCUUUGUGCUGGUUGAGGCAUUCAACAAAAUACUCCGCAAGAAGCCGGAUCAAUUCAGGAACAAUGUACAGAGACGCAGUCAGACAUUGAUGGCAGCUGCCUCAACAGCUGGAGAUGGCUCCAACAGCAGCAGCAACAGUGAUGCCGGCUUCAACUCCAACUCCGGGUCAAACUCUGGCUCUGGUUCCAGUGGCAACGGUAACGGCAACGGCAACGGCAACGGGAACUUCAAUAUCGCACCUCGUUCGUUGGACUGUAACACGGCCAAGGGAUGGGUGAAUGCCUGGGAGCAUGGCGAUAAAAUAUCACGUUAUUUGAGAAAGGUGGAAAUCGAGGGCCUCACCGGGGAUAUCAAAUUCAACGAUGACGGCAGACGAGUCAAUUACACGUUGCACGUUGUCGAGAUGACCGUAAACAGUGCCAUGGUAAAAGUUGCUGAGUGGAAUGACGUCACAGGGCUGCAGCCUCUGAAUGCGAAGUUUGUGCGUCUGCGUCCACAUGUUGAGUUCGAGAAGAAUCGCACGUACAUUGUGACCACUGUACUAGAGGAGCCGUAUAUUAUGAUAAAGCAGCCAUCCUUUGGAGAGCAACUUCAUGGCAAUGAUCGCUUCGAGGGCUACUGCAAGGAUCUCGCUGAUUUGUUGUCCAAAAGGCUCGGACUUGAUUAUGAACUACGUCUGGUAAAGGAUGGCAAUUAUGGAUCGGAGAAUCCAGCGGUGCAAGGUGGUUGGGAUGGCAUGGUGGGCGAAUUGGUGCGAAAGGAAGCGGAUAUUGCCAUCGCCCCCAUGACGAUUACCGCUGAACGCGAACGUGUCAUCGACUUUAGCAAGCCCUUCAUGUCGCUGGGCAUUUCCAUUAUGAUUAAGAAACCAGUGAAGCAGACGCCCGGCGUGUUCAGCUUCAUGAAUCCUUUAUCACAGGAAAUUUGGGUGAGCGUCAUCUUCAGCUACAUUGGUGUCAGCAUCGUGCUCUUCUUUGUAUCCCGUUUCUCUCCACAUGAAUGGCGUCUCGUUCAACAGCCGCUACAACAAUCACAGCUGCCAGAUCCACAUGCACAUCACGAACAACUUGCCAAUCAGCAGCCACCCGGCAUCAUUGGUGGCGCCACCGUUCCCCCGCCGCCCGGACCUCCAACUCCUGGCCCACAGUCGGCUGCCUGUGCGGCAGCUCUGCAGGCAUCCCUAUCAGCAGGCAGCCUGACAUCCGGAGCAACAGCCAACUCAGCGGCGGUCAAUGAAUUCAGUAUCUUGAACUCAUUCUGGUUCUCCUUAUCGGCCUUCAUGCAACAGGGUUGCGAUCUAUCGCCUCGAUCUAUUUCGGGUCGCAUUGCAGCUGCCUCGUGGUUCUUCUUUACACUCAUCCUCAUCUCCUCCUAUACGGCCAACUUGGCUGCAUUCCUUACCGUCGAGCGCAUGGUGACCCCAAUCAAUUCAGCCGAGGAUUUGGCUAUGCAAACGGAGGUACAAUAUGGCACCUUGUUGCACGGUUCCACCUGGGAUUUCUUCAGGCGUUCCCCAAUUGGACUGCACAACAAAAUGUGGGAGUAUAUGAACUCACACAAGCACGUCUUUGUAAAUACCUACGAUGAGGGCAUCCGGCGGGUGCGGACAUCCAAGGGGAAAUAUGCGCUGUUGGUGGAGUCGCCGAAAAAUGAAUACGUGAAUGCCAGAAAGCCGUGCGACACAAUGAAAGUGGGACCCAACUUGGAUACAAAAGGAUUUGGCAUUGCCACGCCCCUCGGCUCAGCACUCAAAGAUCCCAUUAAUUUGGCUGUGCUGUCGCUGAAGGAGAACGGCGAGUUGAUCAAGUUGCGCAACAAAUGGUGGUACGACAAGGCCGAGUGUAGUUUUAAUAAGGACAAUCAGGAGGCUUCGCACAAUGAACUGACGCUGAGUAAUGUGGCUGGCAUAUUCUAUAUACUGAUCGGUGGUCUCAUGGUCUCUGUAUUCGUGGCAAUUAUUGAGUUUUGCUUCCGCAGCAAGACAAACAGUUCCGGGUCGACGCUCGGGGCGAGUAAAAGCAACGGUUCCAUGAUGCUCGGACCGGCGAACAUUGGUCCUGGCGUUGUGGCGUCGACACAUCAAAGGAACGCGAUGACGGACAGCAUGCAUGCCAAGGCCAAAUUGACCAUUCAAGCGAGUCGCGAUUACGACAACGGUCGUGUGGGGUAUCUCAAUUGCACAUCUCUACAGUAUUAUCCACCUGCUCCCUCCGAUGCCGGCGAGGCUCUGCACAUGAACGCCCAUGGUCAGGUUUGACACGAGCACGUGCAGGAGUCGCGUCUUUGACGCACACCCUGCGCGCCAACCAUCCGUAGAAUAAUGGCCAACAGCCGCCAGGAGACGGAGAAGAUGAUGGCCGGCGGUAGCAUCAUCAAUGGCAACCACGAGGGCAGUCUAACGCUUUCCCCCGCCAAUGGUCAGAACGCGACGCUAAUGCGCCAUUCUCCAGAUAUUAAAAAGCAUCCCCAUACGCAUUCACAUCCCUACGACAAGUAAGUGAAGUAGGCACACA
Messenger RNA from Drosophila innubila, 3514 nucleotides. It is a transcript of the gene GluRIB, whose product is annotated as glutamate receptor 1. The record is from RefSeq and is a predicted model, not a curated record. The transcript has 16 exons. Gene Ontology annotation, biological process: synaptic transmission, glutamatergic; modulation of chemical synaptic transmission. Bases 31 to 3258 code for a protein of 1075 amino acids. Gene Ontology annotation, molecular function: glutamate-gated receptor activity; transmitter-gated monoatomic ion channel activity involved in regulation of postsynaptic membrane potential. Gene Ontology annotation, cellular component: postsynaptic membrane; plasma membrane. Lineage: Eukaryota; Metazoa; Arthropoda; Insecta; Diptera; Drosophilidae.